Messenger RNA from Mycena citricolor, 1745 nucleotides. NCBI's taxonomy places the organism in Eukaryota, Fungi, Basidiomycota, Agaricomycetes, Agaricales, Mycenaceae. The record is from the annotation of a GenBank genome assembly.
CCGCGUACUCCCCCUCUCCCUUCCUCCCCGCAUAUCCUCUCCGUCAUGGCUAAGGACAAGACCGCAGUCAAGGCGUCUAAGAAAGCCGAUAAGGCCGAGAAGAAGGUCGACAAAAAGGCUGAAAAGGCUGCCGCAAAGGCAUCUAAAAAGGCACCUGCUCCUCCAAAACCCGUCGAGGCUACCAAAAAGGUGUCGAAGAAGGUCGUCGCCGCGAAGAAGGCGGAAUCUUCUUCGGACGAAUCCGAGUCUUCCGAUUCGGAGGAGGAAAAGCCCAAGGCGACCCAGGUCAAAGCAACUCCAACCAAGGCCGACUCUUCCUCCGACUCGUCUGAAGAUAGCGACGACGACGCUCCUCCUCCCAAAAAAGCUGUUGCGGCAUCCACCAAGAAAGCAUCAGCACCUGCGCCUGCGCUCAAAAAGACUGAGGAUUCUGAUUCCGAUUCCGACUCGGACUCAUCUGCGCCUGCGCCUGCCACCACGAAGAUUUCGGCUCCGAAGCCUGCUGCAGUGAAGAAGGCCGAGUCGGAUUCGGAUUCGGAUUCAGACUCCGACUCAGAUUCCAACGAGGAAAAGCCCAAGGCCGUUGCAUCUAAGCCUGACACUUCCUCCGACGAGGAUUCGGAUGAGGAAAUGCCCGCUGCUCCCAAGACGAAUGGCACAGCAAAGGCUGGAUCGGACUCGGAUGACAGCUCAGACUCGGACUCUGACUCUGACUCUGACGAAGAGAUGGCUGAGUCGCCUUCCAAUCCUGCCGUGAAUGGAAAAAGAAAGGCUCCCGAGAGCGAUGCGGCACCUACCAAAAAAGUGAAGCUUGCCAACGGUGAUGCUGUGCCAGUUGCUGCUACUUCAGGCGACGAAGAGAUCAAAUCUAUCUUCGUCGGGAGGCUCUCCUGGAAUGUCGACAACGAUCGACUGGCACAAGAGUUCGCAUCGUGCGGAGAGGUCGUAUCCGCGACAGUUGCUAUGGACCGGAGCACUGGUCGCUCGCGAGGAUUUGGGCAUGUGCACUUCGCAUCUGCGGACUCUGUGGCCAAGGCCAUCGAGAUGAACGGCGUGGAGAUCGAUGGUCGUCCUGUCAAUAUAGAUUAUGGACGGCCGGCGGCUGCAGCAGGGGAGAAGACGAACAACCGAGCCAAGGCCUUCGGUGACACCCCGAGCGAGCCGAGUGCAACACUCUUUGUAGGGAACUUGAGCUUUGGGGUCAACGAAGAUACUUUAUGGAGUUUCUUCAACGAAACGGGUGGCGCCGUGAAGAGUGUUCGGAUUCCUACGGAUCGGGAAACCGGACGUCCCAAGGGAUUUGCGUAUGUCGAGUUCGAAGACUUGGACAGUGCCAAGAAGGCAUACGAGUCCAAUGGCUCUGACAUCGAGGGCCGUCCCAUCCGCCUCGAUUACUCUCAGCCACGUGAUUCCAAUGGUGGUGGCGCCCGUGGUGGAGGAUUUGGUGGUCGCGGACGAGGGGGUGACCGUGGAGGUCGCGGUGGAGGUCGUGGUGGAUUUGGUGGCGACCGUGGUCGUGGCGGAUUCGGCGGCCGCGGCCGCGGCGGUGACAGAGGAGGUCGCGGAGGCCGUGGUGGUUUCCGAGGUGGCUCCGCCCGCACUGGCGGCAUUGCGUCGUUCGAGGGAAAGAAGGUCACCUUCGAUUAAUCCUAUCGCAGAAUUUAUUCAUACUCACUCACCGUCUCUACACCUCUUCAUCAUUUAAUGCGAUAUGAAGAGGCUGCAUCUCACUUCUAAUGAAUCCG